CUGGGUGUGCAGGGAGGGGAGAACACAGUGCGCCUCUGUGCGGUGCCGCGCGUCUAUGUGCACUGGGUGUGGGUGUUUGUCUCCGGAAUCUGCCUUCCCUGCCGUCCGUCGGUCCUGGACUUUUCUUUCCCGGCCUCGCCUUCCCGGUGCCCUGCCUCCGCCCUCUUAGGGCUCCAGCGCAGGGCGCAGCUCCCCCCGGGAGCCAGGUGUUUGGGUCCCGGGAGAUGCGGUGCCCGGAGAAGCGCGGCUGAGGACCCUGCAGACCCUUGUAUGCCCAUGGGCACCCCCAACCACAGUCACCUCCCCAAGAUGGACUGACCCAGGCUGCUGGCCGUGUGGACAAGCUGGAUGCCAAGGCGAUGAUGCCCCUCUGAGACGCCCUCCGUGGGAGUGGACAGUGGGGCCAGCCCUGCCCACAGGCCAUCAUGAACACCUCGGCACCGCCCGCUGUCAGCCCCAACAUCACCAUCUUGGCCCCAGGAAAGGGUCCCUGGCAAGUGGCCUUCAUCGGCAUCACCACAGGGCUCCUGUCACUUGCCACCGUAACAGGCAACCUGCUGGUGCUCAUCUCCUUCAAGGUGAACACGGAGCUCAAGACAGUCAACAACUACUUCCUGCUGAGCCUGGCCUGCGCUGACCUCAUCAUUGGCACAUUCUCCAUGAACCUCUAUACCACCUACCUGCUCAUGGGCCACUGGGCGCUGGGCACACUAGCCUGUGACCUCUGGCUGGCCCUGGACUACGUGGCCAGCAAUGCCUCAGUCAUGAAUCUUCUACUCAUCAGCUUUGACCGCUACUUCUCAGUGACCCGGCCACUGAGCUACCGCACCAAGCGCACACCACGCCGGGCAGCCCUAAUGAUUGGGCUGGCCUGGCUGGUCUCCUUUGUGCUCUGGGCACCAGCCAUCCUUUUUUGGCAGUACCUGGUGGGUGAGCGGACAGUGCUGGCUGGGCAAUGCUACAUCCAGUUCCUCUCCCAGCCCAUCAUCACCUUCGGCACCGCCAUGGCUGCCUUCUACCUCCCAGUCACCGUCAUGUGUGCACUCUACUGGCGCAUCUACCGGGAGACUGAGAACCGGGCUCGGGAGCUGGCAGCCCUGCAGGGCUCUGAGACACCUGGCAAGGGUGGUGGCAGCAGCAGCAGCUCAGAGAGAUCGCAGCCUGGAGCUGAGGGAUCCCCAGAGACGCCACCUGGCCAUUGCUGCCGCUGUUGCCAGGCUCCCCGGCUGCUGCAGGCCUACAGCUGGAAGGAGGAGGAAGAGGAGGAAGAGGGCUCCAUGGAGUCACUAACGUCCUCAGAGGGUGAGGAGCCCGGCCCUGAGGUGGCCAUCAAGAUGCCCAUGGUGGACGCUGGGGCCCACGCAGCCGCCAAGCCAGCCCCCAAGAGCUCUCCCAGCACAGGGAAGAGGCCCACGCGGAAGGGGCGAGACCGUGCCAGCCGCGCCCAGAAGCCCCGCGGGAAGGAGCAGCUGGCCAAGCGCAAGACCUUCUCACUGGUCAAGGAGAAGAAGGCAGCCCGGACCCUGAGUGCCAUCCUCUUGGCCUUCAUUCUCACCUGGACGCCAUACAACAUCAUGGUGCUGGUGUCCACCUUCUGCAAGGACUGUGUCCCCGAGACCCUGUGGGAGCUGGGCUACUGGCUGUGCUACGUCAACAGCACUGUCAACCCCAUGUGCUAUGCACUCUGCAACAAGGCUUUCCGGGACACCUUCCGCCUGCUGCUGCUCUGCCGCUGGGACAAGAGACGCUGGCGCAAGAUCCCCAAGCGCCCUGGCUCUGUGCACCGCACCCCCUCUCGCCAGUGCUGAGGGCCCGCCCCCUGCCCUCCAAGCUAGCCAAGGCCACCCUGUCUGCUCUCCCCACAGCAGCAGCGGAACCUGGGGAACUGGUUUUUCUGUUCCCUGCUGAGUGGGAGUGGGCUGCACCAGGAAAAGACUGAAGAGGAACCGGGUUUUACUCCAUGUUUGCCUAGGGCAGGAAGUCCAGGGCCCACUGGUCGGCUGGCAGUUCGGGCCAUGUUCUCCUGGCCUUGGCCCAGCAAGCUGAGCAGCAGGACUAUGGUGGGAUACUGUGCACUCUGGGGCCACAGUGGCACCAGCCCCAGGUGUUGAGACAAGAAGCUUGGCUCCGGGCUCAGGGACCCCAGCUGGAACUCUUUCUCCCACCCCCACCCUGCUCCCCAGGACAGUUCAGCAUCCCAAGACGCCCCCAGAGCACCCUGUGUGUCAUCUCCCAGGCAAAUGUCCAAGAAACAACAGGACAAUGAAUCCAAGGAGGAUCCAAAGGGCUGGUGGCAGCUAUAGGGCCAGGCGCCAGGUGUUGUGUCCUGCUGUCCUCCGUGCCCUGUGUCCCACUGACCUCAGUUCUUGCCCACCUGGUUUACAGCCAUCAUUGGGACUGGGCUGCCUGGUUCCUGAAGCCCAGCUAGGCCCUGCAUGCCACCCACCACCAGCCCUGCCAGCCCUGCCCUGCCCUGCCCUGCACAGCCAGCUGCAGGUCCUCUCCCAAGUUCAUUCCCAACUGUGCAUGGCCUCCCAGCAUCUCUUGUCCUGGCCCGGCUGGAC
Molecule: messenger RNA, 2564 nt
Organism: Octodon degus (degu)
Lineage: Eukaryota; Metazoa; Chordata; Mammalia; Rodentia; Octodontidae
Gene: Chrm1
Product: cholinergic receptor muscarinic 1
Exons: 4
Coding region: 426-1808 (460 amino acids)
Biological process (GO): cognition; saliva secretion; regulation of locomotion
Cellular component (GO): plasma membrane; synapse; dendrite
Molecular function (GO): G protein-coupled acetylcholine receptor activity; G protein-coupled serotonin receptor activity
Source: RefSeq, a predicted model, not a curated record